Messenger RNA from Hymenoscyphus albidus, 557 nucleotides. The record is from the annotation of a GenBank genome assembly. NCBI's taxonomy places the organism in Eukaryota, Fungi, Ascomycota, Leotiomycetes, Helotiales, Helotiaceae.
AUGAAAUGUCAGAGGACCAUUGGAGAGCUAUACAAACAUAUAGACCUGACUUCGUCAUCAGUGGGUGUUCCUUUCUACAAGAUUGUAUCUUAUACACAUCCCACUGUACUAACUAUCAGCCUCAUCCAGCCUCAUCCAUUCCAUCAUUCCCCACCCAAAUAUCCUAAUCAAAUAUCUGCUUACCCUACCACUUACCACUAACCACUUACCACUAACCACUUACCACUAACCACUUACCACUAACCACUUACCACUAACCACUUACCACUAACCACUUACCACUUAAAAACCACACAAUUCCCUCAACUGCUCCUUGCCAGAGCACCUGCAUCUCCACCUCUACGCAUCCACCCCUAUUUACAUAUCUAGUAUUACAACCACCACAUUCGACUAGCGCAACAAACCUGCAUACCCGUUCCAAGUGAAGUGGGAAUUUUGACGGCUGCGAGGGAGGGGAGUGAGGCUGAGGCUGAAUCUAAGGACCUUGUUAGUAAAAGGUAUACUACUAUACUUCUUUCUUAUACUUUUCUUUAGAAGAGAGAAAGGGGAAUAUAUAA